AUGUCGCACAUCGACUACGCCCUUUACGAGAGCCCCGUGGGCUAUGCCAUCUUCAAGGUGGUGCAUCAGCAGGAUGCGGUCGGAUUGAAGUUGAAGGAGACUCAGGCCGCCACCAACGAUCUCGCAAAGUUCGGCAAGAUGGUCCAGCUGACCAACUUCAGCCCUUUCAGGGGCCACGUCGAGGCUCUCGAGAACAUCAACCUCGUCACCGAGGGUAUCGUCUCUGACUACCUUAAGUCUGUCCUCGAACUCAACCUUCCCCAGACGAGCGGCAAGAAGACCAAGGUCGUCCUCGGUGUUUCCGAGAAGAACCUGGCUGGUGCGAUCAAGGCUCAGUUCCCCGGCCUCGAGUGCGAGACCGCCGAUACCUCUGACAUUGUCGGCGACGUGAUUCGCGGUAUCCGACUGCACGCCGACAAGCUUCUCGGCGGACUCAAGUACGGCGAUGUCGAGAAGGCCGGUCUGGGUAUGGGUCACGCCUACUCCCGCGCCAAGGUAAAGUUCAGCGUCACCCGCAACGACAACCACAUCAUCCAGGCCAGCGCGACCAUCGACUUCCAGGACAAGGGUGUCAACCAGUUCUACAUGCGCGUUCGCGAGUGGUACGGAUGGCACUUCCCUGAGCUCGUCAAGAUUGUCUCCGACAACUACACCUACUGCAAGCUCGUCCUCGCCAUUGGCGACAAGAAGAGCUUGAACGACGACAAGCUCCACGACAUUGCUGCCCUUGUUGAGGAGGACGGUGAGAAGGCCCAGGCCAUCAUCGACGCCGCCAAGGUCUCCAUGGGUCUCGACAUCGCCGAGGCUGAUUUCGAGGUCAUCAACAGCUUCGCCGAGGCCGUCGUCAAGCAGGCCGACAACCGCAAGUCCACCAACCUCUACCUUGAGAAGAAGAUGGGCGACAUCGCCCCCAACCUGCAGACCCUCAUUGGCACUCCUGUCGCCGCCCGCCUCAUCUCCCACGCUGGUUCUCUGACCAACCUCUCCAAGUACCCUGCCUCUACUCUCCAGAUUCUCGGUGCUGAGAAGGCUCUCUUCCGUGCUCUCAAGACCAAGAGCAACACCCCCAAGUACGGUCUCAUCUACCACAGCAGCUUCAUCGGCAAGGCCGGUGUCCGCAACAAGGGUCGCAUUUCUCGAUACCUUGCCAACAAGUGCAGUAUGGCCAGUCGUAUCGACAACUUCUCCGAGGAGCCCUCCACCCGAUUCGGUGAGGCUCUCAAGCAGCAGGUUGAGGACCGAUUAGAGUUCUACGCUACUGGCAAGAAGCCCGCCAAGAACGCUGACGUUAUGAAGGAUGUCAUGGACAUCAUGGACGGUGGUGACGAUGCUGGCUCCGACGCGGAGAUGGUCGACGCUCCCGUUGUUGAGAAGAAGUCCAAGAAGGAAAAGAAAGAGAAGAAGGACAAGAAGGAGAAGAAGCGCAAGCUAGAUGAGGAGGCCCCCGUUGAGAAGGAAGCCGACGGUGAGAAGAAAAAGAAGAAGAAGAGAAAGUCCAAGGCUGCGGAUGACGAGUAG
Fusarium pseudograminearum CS3096 is the source of this 1518-nucleotide messenger RNA. RefSeq lists its product as uncharacterized. Lineage: Eukaryota; Fungi; Ascomycota; Sordariomycetes; Hypocreales; Nectriaceae. The coding region runs from base 1 to 1518 and encodes 505 amino acids. The record is from RefSeq and is a predicted model, not a curated record. The transcript has 3 exons. Gene Ontology annotation, molecular function: snoRNA binding. Gene Ontology annotation, cellular component: box C/D methylation guide snoRNP complex; small-subunit processome.